Messenger RNA from Magallana angulata, 4531 nucleotides. Its product is annotated as staphylococcal nuclease domain-containing protein 1-like. The coding region runs from base 235 to 2928 and encodes 897 amino acids. Gene Ontology annotation, biological process: regulatory ncRNA-mediated gene silencing; mRNA catabolic process. NCBI's taxonomy places the organism in Eukaryota, Metazoa, Mollusca, Bivalvia, Ostreida, Ostreidae. The transcript has 21 exons. The record is from RefSeq and is a predicted model, not a curated record. Gene Ontology annotation, molecular function: RNA binding; nuclease activity. Gene Ontology annotation, cellular component: nucleus; cytosol; RISC complex.
CACUAAUGAAUCUGAUCUCGCCACAUCACCAACACCGGCGAAAAAGACGUUUCACGUGUUUUCAUUUUCACAAGUCUACCCAGAGGAUAUGUCAUUUGUACAAUUCAGGGAAUUGUUUUCUUGUAUUUGUGUUGCCUAAGGCAAACUUCAAAAUUCGUUUUCAGUUUUAAAUAUUUAUCCACGUGACAAAGUAGACUUCCUUUUUCAACGUGACAGUCCACGAGUCAAAACAACAUGAGUACAUCGCAAACAGCUGUUCAUAAAGGAAUUGUGAAACAGGUUCUCUCAGGAGAUGCAGUGGUCAUUAGAGGCCAGCCAAAAGGUGGGCCACCACCAGAGAAAACAAUCUGUUUCUCUAAUAUCACAGCCCCACGCAUGGCUCGAAGACCAAACCCAGCACAGGACAAUGUGGAAACAAAGGAUGAGCCCUUUGCCUGGGAAGCCAGAGAAUAUCUGAGGAAAAAACUCAUUGGUAAAGAAGUGGCUUUUGUUAUAGAAUACACUGUGCCAGGGACCGGCCGUGAAUAUGGCUGUGUUUACCUGGGGAAAGAUAUUGCUACAGGAGAAAACAUUACAGAGGCUUUAGUGUCUGAAGGUCUGGUAGAAGUCCGAAGAGGAGGGCUCAAGCUUGAUGAUCAAGGCCAGCAACAGUUGAUCCAAUUGGAGGAUGCCGCAAAGUCUGCUGGGAAGGGCAAAUGGAACACAGCUGAGGCAGCCAAACAUAUACGCAACGUUAAGUGGACAGUAGAAAACGCUCGCAACUUUGUGGACUCUCAUCACAACAAGCCAAUCGAUGCUGUGAUCGAGCAUGUUAGGGAUGGUUGUACUGUUCGAGCUUUCCUCCUGCCAUCGUUUGAUUAUGUCACCAUCAUGCUGUCAGGAAUUAAAUGUCCGAUGUUCAAACAAGACGAAAGCGGUAAGCAGGUGCCCGAGCUGUUUGCGGAGGAAGCCAAGUAUUUCACUGAGGUACGACUACUUCAAAGGGACGUACAGAUCAUCCUGGAGGGCGUGUCCAAUAAUAACCUGCUGGGGACCGUGCUACACCCGAACGGUAACAUUGCUGAGCUGCUGCUGAGGGAGGGGUUCGCCCGCUGUGUGGACUGGAGCAUGGGAGUGGUCACCCAGGGAGCCGAUAAACUGAGAGCAGCUGAAAAAAUUGCCAAAGAAAAGAAAGCCAGGCUUUGGAAGGAUUAUUCUCCAUCGGGACCCACAGUGGACAUCAAGGACAAGACUUUCAGUGGAAAGGUUGUGGAAGUUGUCAAUGGCGAUGCUCUAGUGGUGAAGACAGACAAAAACCUGUUCAAGAAGGUGUUCCUUUCCAGCAUCAGACCCCCAAGGAACGCCCCUGCUCCCGCAGAUUCCACAGACUCCACACCAAAACCUCGCGGACGCCCGCUCUACGACGUCCCAUACAUGUUCGAGGCCAGAGAAUUCCUGAGGAAGAAACUCAUUGGUAAAAAGGUGAAUGUUCAGGUGGAUUACAUUCAGCCUGCCAACAACAAUUUCCCUGAGAAGACUUGCUGUACCGUCACCAUUUCAGGAAUUAAUGUUGGUGAGGCUUUGGUUGGGAAAGGUCUGGCCACAGUGGUGCGCUACAGAAUGGAGGAUGACCAGAGGUCAGAACACUAUGAUGAAUUGCUGGCAGCAGAAGCCAGAGCCCAGAAGAAGGGUGUGGGCCUACAUUCCAAGAAAGAGGCACCAAUUCAUAGGGUGGCCGAUGUCUCUGGGGACUUAAACAAGUGUAAGCAGUUCCUGCCGUUCCUACAGAGGGCCGGUAAGACGGAGGCCAUCGUUGAGUUCGUGGCCAGCGGUUCCCGUGUCCGCCUCUACCUACCCAAGGAAACAUGUCUCACCACCUUCCUUAUAUCAGGUAUUGAGUGCCCCCGAGGUGCCAGACCCCUGCCCGGGGGACAGAUGUCUCAGUCCGAACCUUACGGGGACGAAGCUCUUCAGUUCACAAAAGAAAUGUGUUUGCAAAGAGAGGUGGAAGUACGAGUGGAGACGAUGGACAAGGGAGGUAACUUCAUUGGCUGGCUGUUUGUUGACAACACUAACCUGUCGGUGGCUCUGGUAGAGGAGGGGCUGGCCAAGGUCCACUUCACGGCCGAGCGCAGCAACUACUACAAACAGUUGCAGAUUGCCGAGGAAAACGCCAAGAGGAACCGCCGCAACUUGUGGAAGGACUACCAAGAGGUGACAGAGGUGGAGGAGGUGGUGGAGGACAACACAGAGAGGAACGUGAGCUACAAGUCCGUGGUGGUGACGGAGGUGACCUCCGAUCUGAAGUUCUUCGCCCAGCUGGUGGACAACGGGCCGCAGCUGGAGAAUUUGAUGGAGCAGCUCCGCCAGGACAUGACCGCCAAUCCACCUCUCCCCGGGGCCUAUACACCCAAGAGGAACGACAUGUGUGCCGCCAAGUUCUCACAGGACAGCGAAUGGUACAGAGCCAAAGUGGAGAGAGUGGAUGGAUCAAAAGUCACCGUCCUGUUCAUUGAUUACGGAAAUAAAGAGCAAACGACGGCCACCAGCCUAGCCACCUUACCGGCCUCCUUCCAGAGCCUGGCCCCACAAGCCACAGAGUACUGCCUGGCCUGUGUAGCCCUCCCACCAGAUGAGGACUUCAAGAACGAUGCUGAGGACGCCUUCUAUGAUGAAAUAGCAAACAGACAGUUGAACAUGAACGUGGAAUACAAAGUCGGCGGACUGGAGUACGUCAGCCUGGUGAACCCGGAGACGAAGGAAGACGUGGCCCAGAAACUGGUCAGCAGCGGAUUUCUAUUGGCUGAGAGACGUCGAGAGAAGCGCCUGGCCAAACUUGUGUCUGACUACGUGAAGGCUCAGGAAAAGGCAAAAACAGCAAGAGAGAACAUGUGGAGAUAUGGAGACUUCACUGAAGACGAUGCCAAGGAGUUUGGAUACUCCCGGUAAAGCGUUCCGACGCCAAACACCCACCAAGAAACCAAUUAUAAAAACCAACACCAGACAAACACAAGUGGAAUCUAGGAAAAAAUUUUCAUUUUUAUUCAAAUUGUUAUUUACAUAUAUGAUAUAAAUAUAUAUAUUUUUUGCAAUUAACUUAUGAUGUACAGGAGAGGAAUGCAGUCAAAUGAAUUUUGUUUUGAUAGUUUUUAUUAAUUUUUUUUUUUUGAGUAUGUGAUGGAUAUUGCUAUGCAUUAAAUGAGAUGAUCCUCUGUUUAGUAUUUAUGUAGACUUAGUCUAAGAUCAUUCACUGGACUGAAUUCCUGUUAGCGCACACAUGCACUUCAUUCUGUGGAUUUAUAAGAGACGACUGAUGUGUUCAAAUGACCAGUAUCAAAACUUACGUCUAGUGAAACUGUGCAUUAUAUGGUGCAAAGUGUGUAAUCAUUUAUCUGAUGGUACUUUUCUUUCUUUCUUUCUGUUGAUGAUAAGGGAAAAAAUAACCUGUGGACUUCUAGGUUACAAACACAUAUUAAUCCCUCCUUCAUUUCUAAACAGAUCGUGUAGGGAGAAAUUAAGGCACUAUAAGUGAUGAAAAAUUGGUAAACUACUGUAUAUUUAUCUCCUGAAUGUUAAACCCCCCGUGUCUUUUUGAUCUGUGUACAGUGUACAUGUCAACUGCUUGACCGACAUUUAACCAGAACAAUGUUGUACUCGAAAACCAAGCCUCCUUUACUACUAAAUAAUCUGCUGGUCACGACAUCAGUAAAUAAAAAGCUAAUAUAUUUUGUUGAACUUUUUCUUUGGAGGAAAAGUUGAAUUUUUUUUUUUUGAAAAGGUAAUUUAUUUAAUGUAUUUUUUUUGUCAUUUAAACCUGUGGUUUUAGCCAAAAAAAGUUUGACUUUUGUGGAAAAGGGUUGCAGCUAUAUUUCUUUAUUAUUGACAAAAAGUGCUGAAAUAACCAAAAUGAAUGCUCUAUAUUUGCCCCCACAUUACCAUAUCACCUGUAAGACUUUACAACUUGUAUAACAUCCUCAAUUUAUUUUGUACAUACUUAAAAAACUUUUUGUUUGUUCUUUAUAAAUAUCUGACUGUAUUAUGUGGACAGGGCAUUUAUUGUUUUAUAUUUUGAGUGUGCAAAGCAUGCAACCUUGUUGCCAUAGCAACACUUCAUAUCACAGGUCUCCAGAUUCUUCGCAAUGAUUGUUGCGUGUUUUGAAUAAGCAUUGUUAUUACACGGUUGUAACAUUACUUGUUAAAUUUCAUUUGAUUUUUCCCCCCAAAAAAGUAACGGAAGAAAAUUUCUUUCACUCCUGAAUUGCUAGUUCUGAAUUUUUCUCCUUCUAUUAAUGUACAUGUCUGAAAACAGCUUUAUACUUUCCCUCUAAAAAUCUAUUGAAUUGAUUUUUUUCAAUUCUCUUUUAAGUUGAAUUUAAAAUGAUUUUAUGGUGCUUUAUUUGUAUUACUGAAACUUGGGAUCUGUCUUGUUUGAGUUGAGCCUUUUUUCUUCUUCUUGGAAGUAUAUUUGAAAGAGUACAUCAUGUUUUCAUGCUAACCAAUCUUUGUUGGUUUUAACUGACAUUGAAAUAAAAUGCUGAUGGUUGCAGUUACA